Sclerotinia sclerotiorum 1980 UF-70 is the source of this 174-nucleotide messenger RNA. RefSeq lists its product with no specific name. The transcript is spliced from 3 exons. Bases 1 to 174 code for a protein of 57 amino acids. Lineage: Eukaryota; Fungi; Ascomycota; Leotiomycetes; Helotiales; Sclerotiniaceae. The record is from RefSeq and is a predicted model, not a curated record.
AUGAACGUCCAUGUCUUGUUUCCAUUAGUUGAAGCACUUUGCUUCAUAGGAAAGGAAACAUAUCACUGCUUGAACUCACAAAGCAAAGAUAGCUCGGGCAUGUGCUCGCGUCCAAAUGGACAAAUGUGCACUGAUAUGGCACGUAAAAGUGUGUUGGACCAAGGAGAAGAUUGA